This is a messenger RNA of Folsomia candida, 2286 nucleotides long. RefSeq names its product Y+L amino acid transporter 2. Lineage: Eukaryota; Metazoa; Arthropoda; Collembola; Entomobryomorpha; Isotomidae. Gene Ontology annotation, biological process: amino acid transmembrane transport. The record is from RefSeq and is a predicted model, not a curated record. Bases 666 to 2195 code for a protein of 509 amino acids. Gene Ontology annotation, cellular component: membrane. Gene Ontology annotation, molecular function: L-amino acid transmembrane transporter activity. The transcript is spliced from 22 exons.
AACGGCGUGAUUUGUUCCGCGAUUCGAUGCAUUCCUGUUUUCCAAAAUCCUUUUCGUUUUCAUCCAUUAUUUAAUGUUUUGUGCGAACUUGCUUCACUUGAGUUGCAUUUGUGCCAAUAGUCUGUCACUCUGGAUUUUUUUAAUUUUUUAAAGUUCAAGACUUCGGUGGACUCUGAUCUGAGCUUUGUUGUUCAAUUCUUGGAGAUAUGUACAUACACAUUUGCAUACACACUUGUGCAUGGUGUCGUCGUGAUGAUGAGGAGACGGCAUGUCGACCAACUCUCAAUUUCUCCGUGUGAAGUGAACUCGUCUUCUUCUCAACCACUUUCAUGCCGUGGACCAUUUGUCUCAUUUUGUUCUUCAACAAGUGCUCUCAAAUACAUUAUUCAUCUCUUCUUGCACCACAACCUCGUGCCUCGUGUCACUCAAUAUAUCUCCUAUUUGGAUAUUCAUAGCGGACAAAGUUAUUGGAGGAGAAAAUUACUUGCAGUUUGGACACGACAAUAAACUUUGCUGUGCAGUAUAAUAUUUAGACACAUAGAUUAAGACUUAUUGAGCCAGGAGAAGGAGAAAGCAGAUUGGUGUAUUCAAACUUAACACCUAGUGAAAGGACACAGUGGAGUUCAAUAGUUGCAAUUUCAACACUUGCAACUACUUAAUUCACGAUGAAAGGGAAAAGAAGAGGAAAAGGUGUAAUUUCUGAAAAUGUCCCAGAGCUUCAAGUUUUAAACAAUUUAGAUGUCAAGAAAAAGGACCAAUCUGAUACUGUGGAAUUGAAAAAGGAGUUGGGCCUAAUAGAUGGUUGCGCUAUCAUACUCGGUGUGAUAAUCGGUGCGGGUAUCUUUGUGUCGCCAAAGGGGGUCUUGCUCUAUUCCGGUUCUCCUGGUUUGGCGUUGAUAGUAUGGGUACUAUCCGGUUUCUUGUGUUUGGUGGGCGCCCUAUGUUACGCGGAACUAGGGACCAUGUUGCCGAAAAGCGGUGGGGAAUAUGCAUACAUUUUCGAAUCAUUUGGAGAGCUACCAGCAUUUCUCUUCAUGUGGGUGGCUUUAAUUGUUAUCGUUCCAUCAGGAAAUGCAAUCCUUUCACUCACGUUUUCAUAUUACUUGCUUCAACCAUUUUGGCCGGAUUGCCAACCACCCGAUUUGGCUGUUAGGCUGAUUAGUGCUGCCGUUAUUGGUUUACUGACAGCCAUCAAUUGCUACAAUGUAAAAUGGGGAGCAAACUUGCAGACAGUAUUUACUGCAACGAAGAUUAUAGCUUUGAUUGUCAUAAUUAUUGCUGGCCUUGUGGUUAUGUGCGUCGGAGAAGUAAACAAUCUCGCAGACCCGUUUGCAGUAACUCGGAAGGACACCGGGGUUGAGGAUCAAAAUGGAAGACUUGGUAAUAUUGCAUUAGCGUUUUACUCUGGACUUUUUUCCUUUGCUGGGUGGAACUACUUAAACUUUGUGACAGAGGAGCUGAAGGAUCCAUUCAGAAAUCUUCCACGAGCCAUUUGGAUAAGUUUACCUUUAGUUACGUUGGUUUACACUCUGGCGAACGUUGCUUACUUUGUGGUAUUGACAACCCAAGAAAUCCUUGAUUCAAAUGCGGUGGCUGUGAGCUUUGGAGAUCGAAUACUUGGACCGAUGGCUUGGAUUAUUCCGGUGUUUGUUGCGUGUUCCACUUUUGGAUCAUUAAAUGGAUCAAUCUUUGCAGCUUCCAGAUUGGUAUUCGUGGGAGCGAGAGAAGGACAUCUUCCCAAAGCUUUAGCCUUAAUUAACAUUGAAACUUUCACCCCAAUUCCUGCUUUAGUGUUUCUGGGCUUUUUGUCUAUAGCAAUGUUAAUGAUUAAGGAUGUUUAUAUUUUGAUAAAUUACGUGUCUUUCGUUGAAGCACUGGCAAUGGGGGUCACUGUCUGUGGCCUUUUGUGGCUCCGGUACAAGAAUCCUACUGCUCAUAGACCAAUUCGAAUGCCGAUAUAUUUGCCAAUUAUUUUCUUGAUCAUUUGCAUAUUUUUGAUCUUUGUUCCAAUUUGCACAAGUCCAGCUUCUGAAAUUGGUGUUGCAGUCAUCAUUGUCCUCUCAGGAAUUCCCGUAUUCCUUGUUUUUGUAUACUGGAAAAAUAAGCCCAAGUUCUUACAACAGUUUGCAGUCCAUUUGGAUAAAACAAGUGCCUUGUUAUUCAAAGGAGUACAAGAGGAAUCUUCCAAAUCGUAAUCUAAACUAUUGUCUAAAACUGGAAUUAUGUUUUUUUAUAAUCUUGUACAUGGUAAUAAAAAAUAUUGAUGAUAAUGUUUUUAUUCUGUAA